AUGUCCAUGAUUAACGAUAUCGUCGAACAUUUCAAUAAUGAGGACCCUCUGCCGCCGGCUCCUCCAGCCCCGGUAACUCCUCACACAAAUCAAUCAUUCCCUAAAGCCUCAAGCACAAAGUUUGCUUCGUGGCGAGAACGCAAGCUACAGCGCGAGAAGGCUGGCCAGAUAUUUACACCGCCAGGAUCAAGUACCCGAAACAAAAAACAGCAACAAGGAGAAGAAAAAGAUACCCUUGCAGACUCAUCGAUUGCUAAAGCUCUGAGGAAAGCACAACAGAGACAUGGCGGGAAUGCAAAAAAGUUUACCGAAAGUGAGCGGAUUCACAUUGAAAACUUGGAAACACUUGCACGAAUGUCGCCAGAGGAAAUCGAGCGUGAACGUAAUGAACUGCUUGCUAUGAUGGAUGAACACGUUUUACGUGGACUACUGAAAAGAGCUACGGGUCGGGGUGCUGGAGAAAACGAACUGGAUGACGAUGAAGUUGCUAGAGUGCUGGGGCAAAACCCAAUGGGAGAAAUGGAUUAUGAAGAAGAAGAAGAAGAGCUUGUAACUACGGUGGAUAAUAAAGACGAGGAAGCAGACCUUCAGGCUACAGAGAAAAUGCGCAAAACAAUGGAGGGCUUUUCAAUUGCCAAUGUUGGCGUGGAUGGGCUUACUGACGACGAGCGAUACCCGUCAUUUGAAGAGUUGCAACAGAUCCAAAAAGAAAUGGAUGACGCUGAAGCUGCUGCAGCCUCCAAUGUUCACUUCCCGCAGCCGCGCGAACACGUUGCUGCAGAGCUUGAUCCCACAGACCCGCAGUUCAAUGAGAAACUACAUGCAAAGUAUUUCCCCGCUCUGCCAACAGAGCCCGAGAAGAUGGAAUGGAUGCAACCUGUGGAUGAGGCCAAGGAAGAAGAAGAACUACAACAGGCCGAAACGUUAGGGUUACUACCACGCGAGUUACGGUUCGACUUUAAGGGUCACUUAGUAUCGCCGCGCCAGGGCCGCGAAAUUAGUGUACGUGCCGGGCUUCACCACCAUGGCGAUGCGCCUAGUUUAGCAGGCUAUACAUUACCAGAACUAGCUCAUCUUGCACGUUCUUCAGCUGCGAGCCAGCGUGCACUUGCCAUUCAGACACUUGGUCGCGUGCUGUUUCGGCUUGGCCGCGGCCGUGACUAUGGCCAACAAAUUGGUGCUGGAUUAUGGGGGUUAGUUGAUGAGACUCGUGUCUUGGAAUCGUUGGCUGAGGCCGCCGACGAAAAGAAAACCCGAAGUGUAUCGGUGCGUGCAUAUGCCGUUGAGGCCCUAUGGUUGUGGCGGCAGGGUGGUGGUGCCCGGCCGGCCGUAUGA
Messenger RNA from Magnusiomyces paraingens, 1335 nucleotides. RefSeq lists its product as uncharacterized. Gene Ontology annotation, cellular component: nucleus. The coding region runs from base 1 to 1335 and encodes 444 amino acids. NCBI's taxonomy places the organism in Eukaryota, Fungi, Ascomycota, Dipodascomycetes, Dipodascales, Dipodascaceae. The record is from RefSeq and is a predicted model, not a curated record. Gene Ontology annotation, biological process: transcription by RNA polymerase II. The transcript has a single exon.